Messenger RNA from Cyanistes caeruleus (blue tit), 2388 nucleotides. It is a transcript of the gene HMCES, whose product is annotated as 5-hydroxymethylcytosine binding, ES cell specific. Gene Ontology annotation, biological process: protein-DNA covalent cross-linking repair. The record is from RefSeq and is a predicted model, not a curated record. Gene Ontology annotation, molecular function: single-stranded DNA binding. NCBI's taxonomy places the organism in Eukaryota, Metazoa, Chordata, Aves, Passeriformes, Paridae.
CCCGUGCUGCUCUCUCGCCGCCACCUCCAGCAGGAUGCAGACUCCUCCGAGCGGGUCCUCAUGGACAUGCGCUGGGGCCUGGUGCCCUCCUGGUUCAAGCAGGACAACCCCUCCAAGCUGCAGUUCAACACCUCCAACUGCCGCAGCGAUACCAUGCUGAGCAAGUCCUCCUACAAGGGUGCUCUCCUCAAGGGCAAGCGCUGCGUGGUCCUGGCAGAUGGCUUCUACGAGUGGCAGCAGCAGAGUGGGGGGAAGCAACCGUAUUUCAUUUACUUCCCCCAGACCAAAGACACCAUGGACAAGGAGACACAGGGAGAUGAAGAAUGGAAAGGGUGGAGAUUGCUCACUAUGGCUGGGAUUUUCGAUUGCUGGGAGCCACCGGGGGGAGGAGAAAUGCUGUACACUUACACCAUUAUCACUGUGGAUGCUUCCAAGGAUGUGAGCUUCAUCCAUCACAGGAUGCCAGCUAUCCUGGAUGGGGAUGAAGCCAUCAGGAAAUGGCUGGACUUUGCUGAAGUGCCAACCCAAGAAGCUGUUAAACUCAUCCAGCCCACAGAGAACAUUGUUUUCCACCCAGUGUCCACCUUUGUCAACAACAUCCGCAACAACGCACCUGAGUGUGUUGCACCUGUUGAGCUGGGAGUGAAGAAGGAGAUCAAAGCUACCCCAAGCAACAAAGUGAUGCUGGGCUGGUUAAAAAGCUCCCAGGAGGGCUCUCCCCAGAAGAAAGAAAAUGAUUUGCCCAAGUGGACAAGUCAGUUCAUCCACAGCCCUUCACCCAAGAAAACCAGCGCAGAUAUCCUGCAGCAGUGGCUGGGGAAGCAGGGACAGCCAGCUGCGAAGAAGCACAAGGCUUAGGCACCAGAUGAGAUGGCUGGCCAUCCCUUUUACCUCUGAUUUUCCUAAGUAGAGUGAGAAAUGGUAUUUUUGUAAGGCUUUGCAGACUGAUGUUGAAGUCAUCCAAGCCUCUCAGGUGUUGAUCUGCUGCUCUAGGUUGUUGUCUCAUUUCUUUGUGUUUUGUUAAAGGUUGAUGUCUGUAAAGAUUUUGGCUUUGUCUUGUGCUGAGAGGAGUGAAUAUAACUUGUUGGCCUCCCUCCUUGCCAGUCAUGCCAAGCAAAAAUAAAGCCCUGAGAAGCAUCUCAGCCUGCUAGGGAGGAAUAACUUCUGUCUCCUGACAAUGUUGAUAGUUCAUGUCUCUGGUUUUCUCUUCCCUUUUUUUGGUGUUAAACUGAUACUUUUGCACUUAAUUCCACACUGAUUCUGUACAAAUUCCUUUCCAAUAUUCUUGCCCUGAAAAGAUGGCUGCAGUGCAGUACUGAGGAACAAGCAGUAAAUAUUAUGAGGAAACCCCAGGCUGGGAAGAUCUGCCAGAUCCACCCUGCUCUUUAUCAGCAUUGCGAUGUGCAUUCAUGGCUCCUAAACAGGGAGAUGUUCAAGUGGUGCCUGGAGGAGCUGGACUUUGCUUAGGUUUUCCUGCUGGCAGCAGGGUGGAACAGUGUGUCUGUCACGUUGUUUGUACCAUCAUUUUGUUAAUGGGAUUUGAAGACUUAGAGAGGAUUUCCUUGAUCUGGGGAGGGAUGCACUCUGUCUUAUUUGAAAAGGCCAGUCAUUAAAGCCCAGAUAACCUAAGUGCCAUUACAGAACAGCACAGGGCUGUUGUUUAUGAGGUCAGGGAUUUUGUAAACAGAGCCAGAUGUUACAGACCAAAAGCCUUACAUGAUGAAAUCCUUGCUAGAAAUCAGUACUUCUUUGUGUUGGAAACAAUAAAAUGGUCUUCACUGGCUGUCUGGGCCGUGCCCUUGUCCAUGUGCGUGUCUGUGUCCCUCUUGCCCGCUGCAGCCCCAGUGCUCCUGUUUUGCAGGCAGAGCUUGUACCUCCUCUCCAUCUGCCGAGGAGCAAACCACCUACCCAAUGCAGAGCUCUCAGGGUUGGAGCUCUGCAAGGCCAUGUUGGUGGAACAUUUCCAUUUGUCAGUGGUAAAUAUUCCCUGGGGCUUGAUUCUGGGGCUCCUCUAGAGUCAUCUGUCCUCCCUGGAGAGCUGCAAGGGUGGCUGCAGCUGAGGCUUGUCCCUGGGGAGGUGUGGAGAGGGCCCACAGCGGGCUGGGGGUCAGAGAGAAGAGCUGACAGAAAGAAGAAGCCAGCAGGAUUCCUGUGUGUCCAUGAGAAGAAGAGAAAUAAGAUAAGGGUAGAAGAAAACAGAACAUGUGUGCUGCAAAAAAAACCCAUAGAAAAGCAGGACUUAACUGUAUUUUGGAUUUUUGGGGAUGCUUUCUCAAUAUAGUGCUUCCAUCAAUGGACUUGAGGGGUGGUGUGAUGAUGACCAAUGAGAUGGGUGCACUUACUGGGUCAGAAAGGUAUAAAAACGCUAUGUAUGAGCACAAUAAAAAA